Phytophthora sojae is the source of this 393-nucleotide messenger RNA. RefSeq lists its product as hypothetical. Lineage: Eukaryota; Oomycota; Peronosporomycetes; Peronosporales; Peronosporaceae. The record is from RefSeq and is a predicted model, not a curated record. The annotation marks the transcript as partial. The transcript has a single exon.
UCAGGAUGGAUAUGCAGUCAUGUCUUGGCCACUUUAGCUCUACGAGACGGCCUAGACCUUGCAAAGCUGCUGAAAAGACUCCCGGCUCGCAAGCCACCCGGAAGACUGCGGAAAGUGCGCCGUGCACUUGACAGAGACGAUGAGCAUUAUAUCGCAGUGGCACGCCUCGUGCGGAUCCUGACGGAGCAACCGGGGCCGGCAAUGAACUGGAAGUGCUCGAAAGAAUUUCAAGAAACAGUCGACGGCGAGAUGCAGUACUCCAACUACGUGGGCACGGUGUCCUCGUGGGCAAACAGAAAUGGAGUGUUUUUCUGGCGAGUGACAUUCGACAAUGGCGUUGUUGAGCACCUGCUAUCGAAGACUUGGCGAAGGCCGUCAACGCCGCGUAUAUGA